AUGUCCGUCACAGCCACCACGGAAAGCGAGGUCGAGAGUGGCCAUGGCCAUGGCCCCAUCAAGCAGGUGGAUGAGAAAACAGCUCCAGAGGACUGGACGGUGUCCCAGGUCGAGAAUAUCCCGGCCGAUGUGCCGACGGAGGAUGUGGUGACGGCCAAGACUUGGCUGGUGGUGAUGACCAUCACCAGCUGCUACGGAUUUGCCUAUUCUUCCAUGCCCGGACUGGCCAUCACGCAGGCCCAGAUUGCCGAGGAAUUCGGCGUGACGGCGGAAUCGACGUGGAUGGUGUCGGUGUACUUCAUCACGGGCCUGGUGGCGUUCAUGAUCUGCGGGCCCAACAGCGACCUGUUCGGACGACGGUGGUUUCUGAUCUCAGGCAACCUCUUCGUGGUGGUCGGCUACAUCGUAGCCGGCACGGCCAAACACUUUACGCAAAUCGUGGUGGGCAUGGCCAUAGCCGGCGUAGGCGGUGCCAUCUGCCAGAUGGCGACGUUCGCGGCUCCAGAGUUGCUGCCCAACAAAUGGCGACCGAUGGCAGUCACCAUCACCGACUCGGUGGUGGUGGUGGCGUGCACGGUGGUGCCGGUGGCGGCGCGAUAUUCGCUGAAACACAAGACCUGGCCGUGGCUGCUGUACACGGGGGUGAUCGGGAACGGCAUCGGCGCCAUCAUCCUGUUCCUGUUCUACUUCCCGCCCAAGCAUCCGCGCGGCCUGUCGUUCCAGGAAGCGCUCAAACAGCUGGACUAUGUCGGCUCGCUGCUCUUCAGCGCCGCGGCCGUGCUGAUCCUGGUCGGGGUCGUCUUCGCCUCGUACCUGAACUCGACCGACCCCAAGGUCAUCGGCACCCUGGUCUCGGGCUUCGCCGCCCUGGUCGGCUUCGCCUGUUGGGAGACCUGGGCGCCGUUGAAGCAGCCGUUGACGCCGCCCGCGCUCUUCAAGGUCCACCGCGGUCAGACCUUGACCGCCCCCUUCAUCGUCGCCUUCAUGGUCCCCGUCUACUACCUGGGCACCAACAUCGUCUGGGGCCAGAUCGUCAAUGCCAUCUUCAGCCCCGGCGAGCCCAGUUCUCCGCUCGCCAUGGAGCUGUCCAUCGUCCAAGGCUUCGGCAUGAUCACCGGCGGCGUCCUGCUCAGCACCCUCGGCAUGUGGAUCAAGCAUUGGAAAUGGCAACAGCUCGUCAUCGUCACCAUCAUGACUUUGUUCGGUGGUCUCAUGGCCCUGGCCUCCCCAGACCGGAAGUCUUCGUUGAUCGCCUUCAACUUCUUUGGCUCGGUCGCUUUUGCAUGGGCUCAAUUUCUCUCCAUCACAUACUGUCAGUUUGGAGCUCCACAAACCCAGCUGGGCAUUGCUGGUUCACUUGCCGGUGUUGGAAGAUUCGGCGGAAACUGCAUCGCCACCACCGUCUACGUGACCGUCAUCAACAAAUCCCUAGCGAAAGCCGCUCUCAAGAAAGUCAUCAACGCCGUCCUGGCCGCCGGAGGUACCCGCGCCAUGGGCCAGGCUGUCCUGGCUGCACUACCAGCCGGAUCCAAAGCUGUCAUGUCCGUUCCCAACGUCACCCCAGCCAUUGCUGCGGCCGCCGGAGCGGCAUAUACCGACAGCUUGAUUGUCGCCAUCCGAACCGUCGCUCUGGUUUCCAUUGCCUUUGGCGGCGUGGGAAUGGUCGCCUGUCUCUGGUGCGAAGAUAUUGGUCCCAAGAUGGACAGACAUAUCGAGGUUUUCUUGGAGAAUGACGUACAGGCGGUGAAGAAUAAGAAUCAUUGA
Messenger RNA from Capronia epimyces CBS 606.96, 1764 nucleotides. RefSeq lists its product as uncharacterized. Lineage: Eukaryota; Fungi; Ascomycota; Eurotiomycetes; Chaetothyriales; Herpotrichiellaceae. Gene Ontology annotation, molecular function: transmembrane transporter activity. Bases 1 to 1764 code for a protein of 587 amino acids. The record is from RefSeq and is a predicted model, not a curated record. The transcript has 3 exons. Gene Ontology annotation, biological process: transmembrane transport.